Molecule: messenger RNA, 2307 nt
Organism: Sungouiella intermedia
Lineage: Eukaryota; Fungi; Ascomycota; Pichiomycetes; Serinales; Metschnikowiaceae
Source: the annotation of a GenBank genome assembly
AUGCACAUCCAUAUGGAUAUCAUUCGAAUGGAUGCACCCAUGUCGACACGAAAGCGGAUCAGAUCUACGUUCGUAUGUACUGGUUGCCAUUUGAAAAAGAAAAAAUGCGAUCGUCAGAGCCCGUGCGGCACUUGUGUUAGGGCUGGACGAGGGUCUCUCUGUCGCUACAGUACGCUCAAUAGCAAUGUGCCAUUGCCAUACGGGAUCCCACAAUCGGGGACCGCUGUUGAGACUUUGCCAUUUACUGCAUCAUCUUCAAUUCCGUUGGCUGAUGUUGAAGGUGAUGGCAAGAUCAGUUUGAUUGAUUUUCUUGCUACUUCGGCGGAUGUAGGAAUGCCUCGAAUAAAGGGGAUGUUACCCCAUGUGUCAUUCGUGAAUUCGGAUCCGACAACUGGCUUGAUCUGGUUUCUCUUAAAAUCCUCGCCUCCGCGUAUGUACGAUGCACUUUUCUGGCGAAAUACCAUUUUAUCUGAGGCUAGGGUGCUGACCUUUGAUAACGAGUGGAAGAUCCAACCGGAUCUCCAAUACAUUCCUAAAUUAACAGCCAUUCAUGACAUCGAAGAGUUUGACGGUCUAAGAGCCUCCGUUUCACAGUUUGGUCAACAUAUUGGAAUUCUGUUUCACCUGAGCAUAUCUUACAUUCUGGAGACACUCGUUUCACAGGUCCAAGAAGUCUUACCACCUGUAGAAUCAAUAUCAUUCUUCGUUGAAGCUUUUUUUGCACACAACUGUGCUGGCUUUCCUAUUAUCGACGAGGCUUCUUUCAAGGAAUGUUUGCAGCGCAUACUCGGUAUUAACUUUCAAACGAACACAUCCAUCGUCACAGAUAUUCGCAUUGAAUCCACCGGUGAUUUAGCGAUCCUUGCUACUUUGAUGUUUGUCUUGCGAUUUGGCUAUUUGGGUCUUAUUAGCUUCCCAAAGCAUGACCUUGAGCGUCAAAAAGAUGGAAGCAAAGGCUUCAUCUCAAUAGAUGUGAUCAAUGUAGGUGAACAUAUUUUGAAGGAAAUCUCUUUUUCAUUUGAUGUGCACCCAAACCUAUUGCAGGCACAAGCGAUUCGACUCCUCUAUCAUUACCACUGCCCUGAAGGAGAUUGCUUCACCGACGACGGAGAAGCAGGAAUGUUUUUGGGAAACAUUAUUCUAAUGAUGGAAGCUCUACAUAUGAAUGACAUUCACAGUGUUCCGAUGAAUUGGGCUCCUGAAUGGAGUACAAAACCCAGAGAGAGCUUUCUGCACUCGGUGAUAUUGUUGGAUGUGGAGUUAUCAGUACUCUAUGGGCGUGCACCGAAAUUCAGUCUACUAAGUACUCCUACCCAUGGGAGCUCAAAGUUUAGUUGUAUCAUGCCGGUGGUAGAACUGUUGCAUCGUCUCACGAAAAGUACGCUAACACCUGGACUCCAAAUAGAACGUUCAAACCUUAUGGCUGAUACUGCUGAGCUUGAAAAACUCAUGUUAGAACUACUUGGGAAGCCGGAACACUACUUAAAUCAAGAUUUGGAAGAUAAUUUGAAACUCGUUAGGUUCCGGCUUCUCAUUGUUUGUUCAUGUUUCAUUCUGAGUGUUUUCUAUGCUCUUUACAUUCAUGCGGAAAGUCGGACGAAUUAUAGUGCAAGCGCAAUUUACUUCAUGAAGGCAGCAGGAGCAAUUCUCGGAGAUUUAGUUUGCGUAAAUGAAUUGUUCCCUCGAGUUUGCAACAGUUAUUUUGGAACAGGAGCGUUACUCAAGUUGAGGCCGCUUUUACUUGGUUGCACUCGUAUGAAACAGGUUAUUUGCAAACUUGCAUAUAGAGCCCAAUGCUCCAUCAAGUUGAAGCCGGGAGUUGACAGCUAUAAAAUAAUUUCAUUGAAACAAAUCUUAGUUGAACUAGGAGAAGGUGUUGGCGGAAUUUAUGAUGAGCUUCUGAAAGGUUCAAGGUGCGCGUGGGCGCAGGGUAAAGCUUGCCAGUAUGUCAAACUAGCGCUUUGCUGGUUAGACACUAUUGAUGGAGACAUAGAAGCUGUUUCUCAAGCAGGUCUCAAUUAUGGCACUAGUGAUUUAGAUCUGAUUCUACGUUCGUUGAGAAAGUAUAGAGACGAACACAGAGUCUAUAAAGAGUUGUAUACCGUGGAAGUUAGAGGUUUUACUAGGUCAGAUGAACAAGAUGCCAUGGAAACAAUCCAAACAGAUCGGAUGUGGAAACUGGUGGUCAUGAUAGCCUCAUAUAUUAAGCAGUUGGAGUUCGAAAGGAAAAGUGACAAGCUUGAAGACGUGUUUAAGAUGGCGAAUGGUCAUGAUUAUGAUCUUUUCCAGAAUAUUUUGUCAAUGUAG